GCUUUUCAUUCAUUCAUUCAUUCAUCCCCAUUCAUAUCCCAAAAAACCUUUUUUUACCCAAGCUUUAUAUUAUAUUAUAUAAAACAAAAAUCUUUUAAAGUUUUUAAUAAAGUGUUUCCUCUUUUUAUAUAUCUUCCUUUUAUUUUUUAUUAGAAUAAAGAAAGAGAAUUUUAUAAUUUAUCAUUUACCAUUAAUUUGUAGUUAUAAAUACUUUGUUGGUAAACGCUGGUUGAAGUAAGGUUCAACAAAAUGCGGCAACUAUAAUUUUUGCAUUCGUAUGACAAGGGGUAUAUAAAUGUAGAUAAAUCUGAAUAUUUUAAAACACAAUUCUAUAUUUCUCAUAUUCAUCAAGUCAAUAUGAGUAAACACGAUCGAUUCCUUACCAAUUACUUUCUAUUGUUUCCAGAUGAUAUCAUAAUUAACAUUAUUAACCUACUUUCCGUUGAUUUGAUUGAAUGUUUGUUGAAUACCACUUUGUUUCAUCCCGCAGUUUAUGACGCAUUUUUGAAGGAUUUGAUCAUUUGGAAGUUAAAACAUGGACAAAAUACUAUGGGAUCAAUGUUAGGCAACUUCUUUGAAUCUUUUUAUUCGACAAAACCAACAUUGUAUUUGGAGAGUUUACCAACUAAUUUUAAACCUAGGAGUAUUCAUAUAUAUGGAAGUGUGAGGAACGUUGAGAAGUACAUAUCUGAAAACUCAGAAUUCAUUAACUCAAUUGACAAUAUUAAGGUUUCAUUACAGAUGUAUGUGGGUAAAAUGAGAGGUGUUGGGAUUCCGUUAAAUGUACUUCAAAUAUCAAAUUUGAAAUUUUUGGAAAUUGGUUUCUUUUUUAAGAACGACAAGUAUCUUAUAGUUCCAUUUUAUAUUCGUAGUACAAGUGAUAUAAUAUGGUUGAAAAAAUUUAGUACCAAAUUGAGUCAACAAAGAUUGUUCAAGGAUACAUUUGAUAAUAUUCCUUUAAAUCUUACUUACAUGACACUCAUAUACAUGAAUAAAUUUCCACUAUUUACUAAACUAAACAAGUUGAAAACUUUGAAACUUCUGUGUAUUGAUACUUCGAACUUGUUGAAAAUCUUGCCUCAUUCAUUGGAAUAUCUUUCAAUCGAUAAUGGCUUCAUUUCACGAAAAGGCCAAGAAAUCAUCUGGCCUCCCAAUUUGAAAUACAUUCAUAUUAUAUCAGUGUGGAAAUCAGAUACAACAGUAAAACUUUUAAGUUGGCCAAUUUCUUUAAAAUCCUUAACUUUGAGGAAUAAUUUCCUUGGGAAUUACAUAGUUGGUGGUUUACCACAAGGCUUAGAACGUUUGGAAGUAGUAUCGUAUACUAAAUUCGUAAUAGAUUUGAAUCUAGAAACUGAUGAAUCAGGUUAUUACUCAUUUCCUGAGUCAAUAGUAGACUUGAAACUAAAAAAUAUUAAAUUUCCUGGCGAACCCCAUACUAUCGUGAAUUUUCCUAAGAAUUUAAAGAGAUUGAAAUUAUCAAAAACCUUAAGAAAUCUACGUGGUUGUAUAUUUCCAGAAUCAUUGGAAUACUUGGAUUUAUCACAUAAUGGAAUAACAAACAUAAUGGAAUAUAAUAAUUCAGAACUACAGAAGAACUGGCAACAGAUGAUAAAUUUACGAUAUCUAUCAUUGGCUUAUAAUUUAAUAAAUCAAUCUUAUUUGAUCAACUGGUUACCUCCUAGAAAUUUAAACUAUCUAGAUUUAGGAUGUAAUAAAAUCAAUGACUUGAAUAUUCCACUUUUCAAGAAAGAAUCAAGUGAAUAUACCAAUAAUCUUUUGAAAAUUGACCUUUCUGGGUGUAAUAUCCUUAAUAUUCCAGGAUAUUUCUAUUUACCAGAUAAUGUGAGUGAAUUUCUUAUAACUCAAUAUUCUAUUCUUCCACAAUUUUUACCGCUCGUCAUAAAAGGCAAAAGAUUGAUAAAGCUCUUUGAAUGUGGUUCAAAUACCUUUAAUAGAGAUGGUGUAUAUCUGCUCUCUUUUUAGAAAUAUUGAAUGUAUGUGAGUUUCUUUUUUUUUUUUGGCAACUCGUUUUUUUUUGCUGCAAUUUUAAGUGAUAUUCUGCUAAUCAUUUCCAGAAUGAAAUAUUUAUAAAUCGAUGUGAUUUAA
This is a messenger RNA of Scheffersomyces coipomensis, 2106 nucleotides long. RefSeq lists its product as uncharacterized. The transcript has a single exon. The record is from RefSeq and is a predicted model, not a curated record. Bases 358 to 1983 code for a protein of 541 amino acids. Gene Ontology annotation, molecular function: protein binding. Lineage: Eukaryota; Fungi; Ascomycota; Pichiomycetes; Serinales; Debaryomycetaceae.